UCGCUGUCAGCGGCGCCCGCUCGGGGCUCGGCAGCGCUCGGCUCGACUCACCAUGCUCCGGAGCCGCCCCGGCGCGGGGCUCGUCCUGGCGGCGGCCGCUGCGUUCUGCCUCGGCGGGGCGGGAGGCAAGGUGUAUUAUUCCUGUGGUGCAGUAGUGGAAUCAAUGGAAAGAGGCCUGAUUUUAUCACCAGGUUUUCCAAACAACUACUACCCUGGGACACACUGCGUUUGGCAGUUCUUCAUUCCCAUGAGAACCCAUCUUAUCUUGGAAAUUUUUGACUUUGACAUUUUUGAGAGCUCUAGUGAAACUCCAACCCCUUGGGAUGGCUUUUCAGCCCCUGAUAAAACAGGAAAUAAGGACAUGCCUGCUCUUGAGGAAAACCUGGACUUUGCUCUCCGUACAACAAAACCCUCUCUCCAGACCUGGAUGCCGAAGGUAGCUCAGAAUUUGAGCAGUACAGGAGAUCAGUCAAAAGACCUUGCUAGUCACCUGCAUGAACUUCCAGGAACUGUUUCAAAAAAAGAUGAAGUCAAACAAGCAUCUGAAGAAAAUCAGUCGAGGCAGAUGAAAGAGCCCAAAGUGAUUACCAAGGCUCAGCCGGAAGAACUGCUCCCUGUGGCUGGUAGCACCACCGUGCAGAAACAAAAUACCAGUGGCCUGGAAACACAAGAAGACUUGAAAGGGAAAAUCUUGCUUGCCCACCUAGCUGCUAGUGAGAGAGAUGAAGUUACAGUAGAGAGCUGGACUCUUCCCACAACAGUAUUGCCUAUGGAAAUCUCCUCCAGCCCACAGUCAGCAGUGGAUGUCUGUCCCCAUGAUGUACUGUAUGUUUCUGAUCUCAUCACAUUUUCCUCUCGAUUCUGUGGACCAAAUUCACCUUUAAACAAGACCAUGGUCUUUGGUUCGUCUCUAGAAAUGGUUGAGGUUAUCAUGGAACUUAUCACCACCACAGACCGGGGCCGAGGCUUUGCAAUGCUCUUCGAGUACAGGAACAUCACUGAACCCAACACUGUAGAUGCUAUGAGGCAGGAGGGAAAGGGAAACAUGAUGAUGCUGGCGAUCAUAACAGGAAUUAUAUUCUUUGUGCUUGCUUUGCUCUUUGCCCUCUGCAUAAUUUGCAGGCAGAGAACGUGCCCCAAAAGGAGCUCAUCCAACGCAUGCAGUGACCAGGAGAAUGGGAUCCAGAACUCCGCAGUCGAUAUCAAUGAGCUCCAGCUUGUGGUGCCAAGUCGGGAGAAUGAAAACAACAACCACUCUGUCAGCCGGGAGCCAGCGGUCACCUCCUGCGGAGGCAGCACAGAACGUUCUCCUCAGGACACUGACCCAGAUGUGCCCUCCUCCACAUCCGCAGUGACCACCGAGACUGGCAGCGAUGAAGUGUUUAUUAUUUCUGCUGGACCUGGGGCCAGUGGGUUGAGCUUUACCACCUACAGAAUACAGGACAAAAACCUAAAAAGAAGUGUCACAAGCCCAGCCUCAGUGUCCGACUGGCUGACCUCUAAUCACACGGCUGCAGGAGCAGAUGCUGUUGAGAAGGGGAAUGUCCAGCUGGAAAAUCACUAUCCCAGGCAACGCACGUGGAGUGCCCGCACUUUCCAUGACUUUCUGGCUCCAAUACCACAGCUACAGAAAAAAUGGUGUAGCUGGACCACCAACAGUCCCUUCACAAAGCUGGUUGACAACAGUGGUUUUCCUACAGCUGCAAGAUCUCAAGGUGCCCCAACCAGAAAGGUAAUCUCAGCCACUGAGAUAGAGGGAGCAUCAGAGACUAUUUACUCUGACUCAUCUGCCAGUAAUGCCUCCUACCCCCUCACACUGUCUGCACAAAGGCACCGCAAGCUAAGCUCCUGCAAUUUGAAGAAAUCCAGGUUUGGGAAUCCUUAUUUUGGAUUUUUAGCCAGUUCUCCUGACAGCAAACAUGUGAAGUCCUUGGAUCCCACAAGACAUCGUGGGGCAGGAUCUCCAGUUAACAGCCAAAGCCCCCAAAAUCCUCUAGAGAGCUCCAACUCACUGAAAAUCAACUUGGUCAAUGGUUCAAAAACAAAGGAGCUUAUGGUAGAAACAGAUAAAAACAAACCGGUUUUUGUUAUUUCUGAAGAAGGAGAUGAUCAGCAGCCUCUGGUCCUAGCAGAGCAUCUUAGUCAAUGUGGAGAUCAUCUGCCAGAGCAAAACACUGUGUGUGCUCCAGCUGUGGCCGAUGAACAGCCAGUGGUUCUGACUGUUGAAGGGAGCAGUUCUGCCAGCUUCACAUCAAAUCUGCCUGUUUGGGCAAAAUCCCCUGGUUUAUACAAAGGUCAGGUGAAGGCUCCCAGCUCUUCCAGGGACCAGCAGAGCUCAUCAGCUGUAGAUGCUAAUACUACUGAGACCUCACAGAACUGUGCUGCCCUAGCUGCUCAUACGCUAUGCCAAGCUUCAGUCCAGUGACACCCUCAGAAAGACUAAAACAUCAGUUCACAAAAACAGAGGCAAAAGGGAUAUGAUCACAGCAGAAGCUGUGUCAGGUAGCUGAGCACAGCAGUCAUAGAUAGAUGCAAUUUUAAGAGGGAUCUUUGCUUCCCAUCUCUUGGGAUUGGGAUUACCACUAUACAUACUGCAGCACAAAUACCAUCUUCCCUUAUGCUCACUAUCCUCAUCUCCAUUCUGCAUGGAAUUUUCCUGUGGGUUAUACAAGAAAGCAUCCUCUGAAAAGGUACUUCAGGCUGCAGAAACCUUCUCUAGAGUGAGAAAUGAAAGGCAUCCGAGAUGGUUACAUCCUGGUUUAUAUCUGAAAUGUAAAUCAGUCUUCUGUCACUGUGGAAUCACUUCAGUCUUUCUCCUGGGAGCUAGGAGUUCAAUUCUAUUUGUAGGUAUGCCUGUACAAUCCAAGCCUUGCCAAGCCAAGGAUAAGAAUUCAAUCAUGCAUGUUUGUGUACGGUUUUGCAGACUUAAUUUUACGCAUUUCAUAACCUGUACUCUAGCACAAAGUUUACCAAGCAUUAGCAUCUCUAAUAUUAAAGACCAUGGUUAUCUUAUAACUCUUUAGAGAAGUGUACAGACAAGCUGAGCAACCCAAUACUGGAUGCUUGUUCUAUAAAAGUCUAGUGUAGCUUUAUUUUUGUUACAUCUACAUAGGCUUAAAACACCUCAGGCCACUACAUUUUUAAGUGACUCCUCAUGGCAACAGCAGCAUGUAUGCAAAAACACUGAAAUACUAGGAAUAGUCUCCAGCAUCCAACACUUGGAUAUUUGCAGCUGCUCUGAUCCUAUAUCCACCAGCUAUUUAUUGCUGGUAACGCACAUUGACUAGGGAACUAUUUCCCUUCCUCUAGCAGGCAAGAUUCAAAAGACAAAAUUAAAUGGGGCAAAUUUUGAAUGCUUACUUUCUUUAGACAUGAACUACUAAGUGGCUGUGCCUCAUUGAUCACAAAUCCAGGGCAUUCAACGGAACACUGAACCAAAGGGAAGCCUGCUAGUCCUAUUGCCUUUAAUAAUGCCAUCAGUAUUUUACUUGCCUCCUGGUGAUAUUUUCCUAUCUUCACAAAAUUCCUGCAAAUUCAGGACACAACUCAGAAAUAUUUUACUUUCUUAAAUGAAAGAAAUUCCAUGGGAAACUGUGUUUUGCAGCUGACACAGCACGUUGUUUUGAAACAAUAGUGUGUCAUAAAACAGGUGUCAGAAAGCAAUCUUCCGUACCAGUCUUCCCCUCUAUUAGCUACAGUGUGCAUCGAGUUAUCUUAAUCCUUCUGUGUGAAGGCAUGCCAGUGUGAUUCCUGAAAUAUUUAUCUGAAUUAUUUAUGAUUUCACCUGCUCUUACAGCUUCCAUUUGCCACUUAUUAUCAUCUGAGAUACGCAACACAAGAUUGUAGGUUUUACCUUAUAUUUUGUGUGUGUGUUUACAUGUCUACAUAGACAUAAAACUUUGCAUCUAGUAGCAGUGGAAGCAAAACCAUAUAUACCCUUUAGCAGCUGACUCAAACAUGAACAACAAACAAGUAUCUGCAUUUGUUAUUACCAGCUGGUGUUGAAUAAUUCUGAAGCACAAAAGUCUGGCUCCACUUUGUGGGGUUUUUUUUGUUAUUGAAGUUUUUUGUUGAUUUUUUUUUAAAUUAAUGCUACAUGUCUCAAAGGGAAGAAUUAAUAUAUUUAUAAGAAAGCAUUUAGAUAUCUUCAGUACUCUAAGAAUAACUUCCACUGCAUCAAAUUCAUAUACAUUGUAACUCAGAGUCUAUGUUCUGUUACUUAUUACAUUUCUAAAGACUUAAGUACUAAAAUCUACUUUUGAAAAAUCCUUAUGUUCCCUUAUUGACAGUAACUAUAUUUGAAGGGCUGGAAAAAGCGGCUUUUUCAAUAAGAGCAUGUUUAACUAUUCAUUUCUCCAAAGUGAUGACACUCCUUUUGUUUAUUUGGCUGAAAGGCUAAGCUGUAAGGACAUUACCUCAGAGCACCAGUGCACCGCGUGGCACAUCCCAGUGCAGCCACUCCAGUAUCGCCUGCUGCAAUGGAAAGAGCACAAAAGCUUCUGCAUCACUCAGUCAGUGAACACCCAAGGACCGCAUGCUGUUUGGUUUUUCCUAGCAAGAUAAGGAGGUGACAAUGACUUCCUCUGCUACCUAGAACAGAUUUUUCUAACCCUGUGAAGAAGCUGCCACCUGUGAAGAAGCUGCCAGCAGCUGAUUUCUGUGGAGUCUGGAUUCCCUUUCACACACUGCUUAACUUCACACUGCAACCCCUUCCACCGUGUCCUGUCGUAGCACUCCAUAACCAAUUAUACGCGAGAUGCUAAAUCAGAAUAUACUCAGCAUGGACCAUAUACAUACAUACGUUGGCAGAAGCCCUCUCCUCUUGAAGGAUAUGCGAGACUGAACAAUGCUGCUGAUUCUCAGAGCAGGUGUGGCUGAUAGACCAGUGUGAAGGUGAUGUCCUCUGCCACCAACCCAUGCUGAAGCAUAGCACAGGUACACACAGACCGUCCUCUCGCUCUUAGCCAGUCCUGACAAGCCAGCAGUACCACAAGAGGAGACUUCAGCUUGAGUUCCUGGCUUUCCUUUGGACGUUCCUAAAUUGGUUUUAGGCAGGUCACUAAACUCAGCUGCUAAAGAGGCAUUUGUGUUUUAUUUUGUACCUUCAAAGAAUUUAUAAAAUAUUUUCUUCCUCUUACAGCUAAAGAAACUGUUUUGUGAUUCUCCUCUUUUUCCCCCUGCAGAAACAUCUUCUACCUAGACUCUUCAAAAAAAAAAGUCAUAGCACAAAUUUAAGAAUUUGGUUGGACUCGAUGAUCCUAGAGGUCUUUUCCAACCUAGUAUGAUUCUAAGUUCUGAAAGCUCCAGGUGGAAUAAAGUGCUCCAAUACUCUCAGCUGUAAAUAUUGGCUAUGAUUAGUUUUUAAAUAGUAUUACUUCCACCAUCUAUUUUGUUCCUAACAGCUGUAUUACUUCCAAGAUUUAUGCUGCCACUUUUUAGUGACAGAAAACCUCACAACUCGUGCACAACCUCAGGAUUCAGUUCUACCUUUGUGAUAAUGCAGUCAGUUUACUGUGCAAUUUUGCAUACUGUAACCAAGCAGCAAAUGGGAUAAACAUGCUAAAGACUUGCUGAAGAGGAGGAAAGUAGCUUCAAUCACAACUGCAUGGGAAAAAAUGUCCAAAAAUGUUAUGGAGCUAAUGAACAGAAGGAGUAUUAUUUUCAGUAAAACUGAAUUUGAAGAAUGUUCACUUUUAUGUUAAUGAAUUAUUCUGGAAUAUACUAGGCAACUCCUCACCGUGUUAGGUAGACUGAAUGGGACAAAAAUAUGUGGGCAUUCCCUCUUUUUUCAUUGUUGGAAACGGAGCUUCAAAAUAAAAGCUUGAAGCUCUGAAGGCUGCCAAGACUUCUGCGUGCCAGGUUUCUUACUGUCAGGUAGCUGAAGUGGUUAAGAAUGCAGGCUUAUUAGGAAAAGAAUCUAAAAGAUUUAACAUGCAGUUAAUGCAUUCUAACAUUGAGGACUCAGAGUAGAAAGAGAAAUCAAUUUAUAACUUCCUAGCAGAAACAUGAACUGAGGUUUCUGGUCAGAAAUCUAACUUUGCUUUAAGAGCAGCUGGUUACAAAGCAUCCUACUCAUAACUGGGUUUUUCCCCCAUAAGAAGGGCACAUGAGCCAUGACAGAACACAUCUGACUCAAAUAGCCCAGUCAGCUACAAGAUUUUAUUCUAAACAACUAAAGAUUAAUUUGGAUUGCAAGGAAAAAAGAGAGGGCCUAAGCCACACUUACCUAAUGAAAGCAAGCAACUGAAACUCAGCAGCGCUGAAAAGAAUACCCAGCAGAGACCAAAUAUAGCUUCAACAUAUAUUCAUGGUCCGUCUAGAAAUGUCUUUGAUGUUAAACCUCAUAUGACACACUUAGCAUUUUUUAUAAUUCAUUUCCUAUGGAAACUAAUGAGCUUAAGGGUGAAAUUACCUCAUUGAAAGUCAAAAUGGUGGAGUGUGAAGAAAAGAAGGAUGACCUGAAAAGCAGAUUUAGAAGCAAUCUUUGCAUAUUAAGCAUUGCUGUGGGAAACAGUAUAAUUAGUUUUCUUCAGAAGUUAUUCCUUGGAAUUGUGUAAGUGGUAUUUCAGCUCCUAGACAUCACAGAGAAAGAAUGUUAGAUAAAAUAGGUGGAAAAAAUGCAAAAUCCCCACAUAUUCUUUUUAAAGCCAAGAGAUCCUUUUCCUAACUUCCAGUAACACAGUGACUGUUGGUUUAUUUUUAGAGGACAGACUCUACAAAACAAGGCCCCUUUCCAGCAGGAAUUGCUAAGAGGCCAUAAGAAACCAGAUUUUCAGAGCAUAAUUUAGAAUUGAGCAUUUUCUUCUCAAGUGCCUAACUCCUUUUACUUGAAUCAACUUACUUCCGUAAGCUCUUGCUGCAGGCUAAGCCAUCUGCACUGCAGAGUUCUGCUGAAGACUAGGAAUUCAUACAAAAUGGGUGGAUUUUGCUUGCAGAAUGAAUGAGGUAAUGAUUGAUCCUGGAGUGUCAAACACCACUUUUUCUAUUAAGUUCAAGGAAAACCAUAUCAGAGCUUAAAACACAAAUUGUCCUACGCAGUUGCUGAUUUAAAUACUCAAGACACAAUGAGGGGUUUCAGAUUAACUGUUGAGAUUAGUAUGUUGUCAGAUAUUCCAUCUGUAGAAGGCCAUAUAUUGCAUUGUCUAUCUCACAAUCAUGCUACCAGCAUACUAUUCUUUAUUGAGGGUGUGCUUGGAAGAGCAUAUCCUAUGCCACAACUGAUCACUUGAAAGAGCAUAAAUCCAAAAUAAGCAGCUUCCUCAAACUAAAUUAGUUACAAGUCAUUUGUUGACAUAAUAGGGUAGAAAACACUUAAAUCCCCCAAUGUAAAUGCAGAGCAAGUCAAAUCAUUUCAAGUUUUAAGGUCUGUCAGCUUGUCUUUAUGAUGUACAGAACAACCCAGCACUUUCACUUUCAUGUUACUUAAUCGUAAGUUUGUUUUUCCCAUAAAUUUAGUCUGAAGAACAAAUGACAGCUGGUUUGAGAAUGGCAAUAUAGAUUAGUUAAAUAUCCAGCUUCAGCUAUGGGAAUGGCAGCAGCGCGAAGAUCCUAGGAUGCCAAGCUGUGAUGUGAAGCUUACAACUCUGGCAUCACUGUCUUCCACAUCAGCUAGAAUGGGGACCUGAUGAGUCCUCCUAUCUACUCAGCAAGGGAAAAGUUCUGGUCAGAAAAAGUUCUGUUACUAGUAGCCAUUUGAAAUCUUCCCAUUUAUGCAAAUUAGGUCAUUGGAAAGAUAAACACAAUAUAACAAUCAUCAUCUCUAGUCUGCUGUUAAAUCAAUAGUGGUAUAAUGCUUGUCACUUCAGCUUUUACAGUGUUGCAAGAAAUUAAAAUACUAUCUACUUUUUUAAAAGUAGUAAACUUAUUUACUAGCAUCUUGAAGUCAUCUGGUUGACAAAAAUUAAUUCUUUCACUUAUAUCCUUAGUUACAAAUCCUGCAGGGAUACUGACGAUCCUUUGGGAUAUCAUCACUCUUAAGAAAGUUUUGAGAUAAUUGCUUGGAACGAUGAAAAGACUCCUGUCGUUUUCAGUCACUACAAGUGUAAGGAUAAUAUUGAGUUGUAAAAUCUCAACAUUCAAAUAGCUUGACCAAGCAUUAGGAAGUGUUGCAUACAUUCAUUUCUGUGGUGAGAGAAAAUGCCACAGAAGAAACAGAAACAGACAACUUCAGUGAAUAUCCUUUUUUUUUUUGUUUGUUUUAAUUAAUAACUUCUUAAUUCAGGAAAAAAAAUAAAUCACAAAAGAGAACUGGAAGAACUACUCUCCACCUUCUUUAUAAAAGAACUUUCUCAAAAAGAGACACUAUAUACCUUGUUCACCACUAUGUCAAAUCCUAUCAUAAUCACCUUGGUUUUUACAACAUCUAUUCUACCACAUUUCAUGCUCAGCUUCCAAAUAUCUCUUAUAAAGGAGGUGGGGGUGUGUGCUUUAGACAAGUUAAAAAUAUGCUGCAACUUUACAGUCUUUAAACAAUUACACCAAGCAUAGUUCAUAACAUUUAUCACAUUAACUAUCACCUGGUAACCAUACAUUUAAAAAAGGUCUAAUGUAUAGAGUAUGUAAUACCCAUGACAGAUACUCUUACUUACUUAAGAGUAUAUAAAGAUCAGGUUUUAUUCACCCUCCCCAUCACAAGUUAAUUUCUCAUCUCUUACUGGUACAAUAUAAAUGACAAAAAAAUCCCUUCAUUCCAUUGCACUACCGCAACCCUAUAUGCAUAGAAAGGCAGAUUCAGUAUCUGUAACAGGGAAAAGGAAGAGGGGAUUAUAAAAGGAAUCUGAAGAACCUCUACUGCACAGGUAGUUUAGAUGUUAAAUACGUGAGUUCUGUUGUUUUUCCCAUCUUUUUUUUUUUUUCUUAAAGUCACAUAACACAUCCCUACACAAACAUAACUCGAGUUAAGUGCAAGCGAGGUUGUAGGUAGGACUGUAGAUACAUUAUUUUUGACCAACACAAAUAAAAUCAGCACAAGCAGCUUGAACACCAGCACAGUGACAAGCUCAUGCUGAAAGCCCACCUGGGGUGUGGGAAGUGGUGAAUGAGAACGCAAAGCACAUUUCUGCAUAUAAUGUGCAUACGCUUGACCUCCACAACUGCACUCAAUUUGCUACGUGCACAGCCAGAGAUAAAAAUGAGAUCAAAACCAGCCGGGAAUGGUUGUCCUGAGAAGAUACAAUAGCCAUUAAAAAAAAAAAAUCUAAAUAUAAAAUACAAAUACAGAAGCAACAGAACAUUGUUAAUAAUACUAAAAGACAGAAACA
Cuculus canorus (common cuckoo) is the source of this 9260-nucleotide messenger RNA. RefSeq lists its product as uncharacterized. The transcript has 7 exons. NCBI's taxonomy places the organism in Eukaryota, Metazoa, Chordata, Aves, Cuculiformes, Cuculidae. Bases 53 to 2425 code for a protein of 790 amino acids. The record is from RefSeq and is a predicted model, not a curated record.